AGGAGCGUGAACAACGGUGCGUGGGGCCCCUUGAAGCGCGCGCCCGGCGCCCGCCCACCAAGGCAGCCAUCUACCUACCUACCCCCGUACGUACCUACCCAUGCGCACCCCGCCCGUCCGCCCGCCCGAGCGAGCGAGGCCAGGCGCGCGCGGAGACGGUCCAGGAGGCUGGAUAUGUACCACUAGGUGCGUCGCCCUGCGCGCCAGAUAGAUGGAAGGGCGGACGCCGAUGGCGGACGGAUGGGCGGCCCAAGGCCCAAGGACGGACGACCUACCCAAACCACGCAUCCAUCUGCAGUGGUUGGUGGCAGCACGUCACGACACGAGUCCUGUGCGAGACUUUUGGAGCGACUAUGUAUGUGUGGAAUGCAAAGUUGUUGGUUUCUUUCUUUCUGCUUCUAUUUGUACGAGGGAGCUACCUGCGUAAGACAAAGGAAAACGGGUAGCCGAGGUGCGUGUGUGUGUGUCGCGUGUAUGUAUGUAUGCAUGUGGAUACGUAGCGUGAUCCAGCAUCCAUCAGCCCAACACCAAAGAAGGAAGGAAUGGGGGGUGUGGGGGAAAGCAAGCGAUGAGGACGUCAACGUCCCUACCUAAUUAACCAAGCCAGACCGAAAAAAGGAAAACAAAAAAAGGUUGCAGAGCGACGCACGCUGCUGUCGUGGUAUCUAGUUCCAAAUGAAGAAGCGAACAAGAA
Molecule: messenger RNA, 694 nt
Organism: Aplosporella prunicola CBS 121167
Lineage: Eukaryota; Fungi; Ascomycota; Dothideomycetes; Botryosphaeriales; Aplosporellaceae
Exons: 1
Coding region: 241-594 (117 amino acids)
Source: RefSeq, a predicted model, not a curated record